Pocillopora verrucosa is the source of this 1894-nucleotide messenger RNA. RefSeq names its product phospholipid phosphatase 1. NCBI's taxonomy places the organism in Eukaryota, Metazoa, Cnidaria, Anthozoa, Scleractinia, Pocilloporidae. The record is from RefSeq and is a predicted model, not a curated record. Gene Ontology annotation, biological process: phospholipid metabolic process; phospholipid dephosphorylation; signal transduction. Gene Ontology annotation, cellular component: plasma membrane. Gene Ontology annotation, molecular function: phosphatidate phosphatase activity.
CAUUAUCGUGAAGCGUCGCGACCGCCUGUUCGCCACACAACGUUACUUGAAGCCUCGAAUCUUCAGCAUAAGACGUGAAAGAAGGAGAGAGAGAGAGAGAGAUCGUUCCGAUGUUGCCCAAAAAGUUUUCUAUAGUGGUAGAUUUAGGAUGUUUUCUGAUUGUAAGUAUAGUAAAUGCCUUUUUGGCACUCAUUACCCCUCCAUUCAGACGUGGGUUUUUUUGCAAUGAUGACAGCAUUAAAUACCCGUUCGUCAAUGAGGAACUUCUUCCCACUUGGACGUUGCUGUUAGUUUCAGUUAUUCUACCGGUUUUUACGAUCAUCAUUUGUGAAGUUGGAAGGCAAUACCAAAGUGGUCAAAAUACCAAAAGAGAACAAUAUCAGAACAGUGAAAACAGCGCUGUCUGCGGGUCAUGCAUGAAAAAGCCGUUAUUCCAGAGGUUAUUUAAAACAAUGUCUUUAUUCUUAUACGGCUCACUAAUUAAUCUGCUCAUCACUCUGCUUGGGAAGACAUACGUUGGUGAAUUAAGACCCCAUUUCCUGGCGUUGUGUAAACCAAACAUGAGUCUAAUUGACUGUAACCAGGGAUACAUUACAAACUAUGAAUGUACUGGCAGUAACCUUGAUGCAAUUGAAAAAGCCAGGAGAUCAUUUCCCUCAGCUCAUGCAUCUCUCUCUAUGUAUGGCAUGCUCUUCUUAGCAGUGUAUUUUGAAUCACUCAUAAGGGAAGGAGGUUCUUUCCUAAAGCCUUUCAUUCAGUCAGGUUGUUUCAUGGUAUCACUACUGUUUGGACUGUCCAGGGUGAGAGACCACAUGCAUCACUGGCAUGAUGUUUUUGCUGGGUUCUUGUUGGGUGGAUUUUUCGCUGUAUACAUGGGCAUUAAAGUCCUGAAGCUCCUUGAGGAAAGUCAUCAAACACCAAAAACAGGCAAUAUGCAUUGUGAAACCCCGAAGAGCUCAAUGGGCAACAGUGAAUUCUAUCUGCAUUCCCCUGACAAACUAAUACCAACCACUCCACAGUUUCCAGUUGCUAUAUAAGCUUGGUAGAUCCCUCAUGUAAGGGGUGUAUUUUGAAGAAUUUCCCUUUGCAGCUGUAAUUUUUAGUCAUGAAAAACUUUACACUGGCCAUGACAAAGAAUUAACAUUUGGGAAAGUGUCAGAGAGGGAGGUAUUUCUUAAAGAAUGCAAACUGAAGGGUUUGCACAAAGAAAUAUAGAAGUAGCAAAAAAGUGUUAAGUAACAGGAGAGAACUAAGGUCAUCAAAGUUUGGUUGAAUAGUUCUGCAUUGUAGGUGGAGAAUUCUCCUAUAUCCAAUACCUAAUCAACAUCUUGAAACUAUAGUAAAAUAUUUUUAUAUAAAAUAAUUAACCAGUGAUUACCAUAAGUUCCAAUAUCAACACAUCAUUAAAUAUUUGAGUUCAAUUCUGUAACGAUAGGGGUUAAGAUAAAUUAACAACUUGCGUUGACAGUAGCACAAAGUUAUUUUUGUCUGAAAUCUCAACUAUUAUAGAGAAGAUUAAUUUCAAUUCAGAAUAAUUGACAAAAAGCAACAAUUCCGUUGGCAAAUAUGUAUCAUUCUCAAAGAUGUAUUAAAGUAUUGAGAAUAUGGAAACUGAUGCUAUAGAGUACAGGGUUUAAAGUUGGAUGAAGCCAUAGAAGAGGAGGAAGUGGUAGAGGAACCACUUUAUGUUGGGAGCAAGAUUCUCAAAUGGCAUUGACAACUAUUUAGCUAACAUAUGUAUUGACAAAUAACAUUUCAUAGCACUGAGUGCUAUUCAAUAUAUUUUUUCAUAUAAAAAAAGAUGCUUAAUUUUUAUAAGCUACAUUUGGAAUUGCUGUAUGAAUACUAUGUAUAGUGCAGUUAUUCAUUUGUCAACUGACAGUAAAUAAUCUUU